GCAGCAGCGACGUCGGCCGACUGAUUUUUGAUUUAAGAAGAAAAAAAAAACAAAUUACAAACAGUCCGCAGACUCAUUUAUUUGCCGCACUUCGAGGCGUUCACAACGUUCAAACAGCAGCGCGCGCACCACGAUCGACAGUGUCGGCAAAGCAGUGCGACCAAGCGGUUUACAAUUUAAUUCAAAUUUAAAUUCAAAUCAACGCAGAAUAUAUGCAUAAUACGUGAAAAGCUAUUAAUUAAAUGUUACAAGUGAUAUUAACUUUUAAAUAAAUAUAGAAAAACGUGAUCGAACGUGCGCAUCCCAUAAAUUCCAUAAUUUAUGCAGCAAAAAAAACCAAGCCAGGAAGGACACUUGGGCAAUAAAUUAAUCGACGCUUUACAGUCAAUAUAAUUAAAGAAAAUACGUAAUCAAACAGCAUCGACAACUACUAAGAAAGUAAAACCGGCAGCUGUACUCAGAGCCAUUUAAACAUGACGCCCCGGCUGCUACACUUGGUGGCACUGUUCGCGUUGGCCAGUCUGGUCCAGGCCUUUCCCUACUCCUACCACAUGAGAGCCCCUCGCCGCUGCCAAUCGAUGGCCUGGAGGCGGAGGGUGGUCCGCUGGCCAACAGAAUUGUGGUGCAGUCGCCGUCGCUGGACAAUGUGUAUAUGGAUUAUGUGGUCACAUCGAAGCCGCUGAACCUGCGGAAGUACAACAAGAACGGCAGUAAGACGAAAAAAACGAAAAAGGAUUCGAAAAUCUAUUAUAUACCCGUACCCCCACUGCCCUUCCGUCACAUACCCGGCAUCGGUCUGGACUAUCAGCCCAUGAAAAUCAAUCCCAUCCUGCUGGAAAAGGAAACGCAGACGACGCAGGCGCCCCAGCAGAGCACCACAGUCCGUCCAUUAGCACUGAAGCCAAUGCCGGGCAAGCCAUCGAUGGAUCCCAAUAACCUGGGCUACUUCUAUCCCAGCAAACUGUUGCGGGUGCAGCACCAGAAGGAUUACUACUUCAACGGGCGUCCCCAUCGGCUGCAGGUGGCCCAUGCCGAUGCCAAGUCCGCCCUGACUGCCCUCAAUCUUAAGUCCAAGUUCUACUACAAUAAAAAUAUUAUUUAUUAAUAAAUUUAGCUAGCAAACAAUUAAACCA
Molecule: messenger RNA, 1133 nt
Organism: Drosophila subobscura
Lineage: Eukaryota; Metazoa; Arthropoda; Insecta; Diptera; Drosophilidae
Exons: 2
Coding region: 653-1105 (150 amino acids)
Source: RefSeq, a predicted model, not a curated record